Molecule: messenger RNA, 1810 nt
Organism: Nannospalax galili (Upper Galilee mountains blind mole rat)
Lineage: Eukaryota; Metazoa; Chordata; Mammalia; Rodentia; Spalacidae
Gene: Farsa
Product: phenylalanyl-tRNA synthetase subunit alpha
Exons: 13
Coding region: 37-1563 (508 amino acids)
Biological process (GO): phenylalanyl-tRNA aminoacylation
Cellular component (GO): cytoplasm; cytosol; phenylalanine-tRNA ligase complex
Molecular function (GO): phenylalanine-tRNA ligase activity; ATP binding; tRNA binding
Source: RefSeq, a predicted model, not a curated record
UCUAGACAACGCAGGCUGGGUUCUACCGGAGCCACCAUGGCGGAAGGUCCUGUGGCAGAGCUGCUUUUGCGGCGGCUGAAGGCGGCUGAUGGCGGCCUGGAUAGCGCGGAGCUGGCCACCCAGCUGGGCGUGGAGCACCAGGCGGUGGUGGGCGCAGUGAAGAGCCUGCAGGCUCUCGGCGAGGUCAUUGAGGCUGAGCUUCGUUCCACCAAGUGCUGGGAGCUGACCACUGAGGGUGAAGAGAUUGCCCGGGAGGGCAGCCAUGAGGCCCGUGUGUUUCGCAGCAUCCCCCUGGGGGGCCUGGCACAGAGUGAGCUCAUGCGAUUGCCCAGCGGCAAAGUAGGCUUCAGCAAGGCCAUGUCCAACAAGUGGAUCCGCGUGGACAAGAGCGCAGCCGAUGGGCCCCAGGUGUUCCGAGUGGUGGACAGUGUGGAGGAUGUGGUGCAGAAGCGAUUGCAGCUGGUUCAGGCAGGCCAGGCUGAGAAGCUGGCAGAGAAGGAAAAGAGUGAGCUCAGGAAGAGGAAGCUGCUGACUGAAGUGACCCUGAAAACCUAUUGGGUGAGUAAGGGCAGCGCCUUUAGCACCAGUGUGUCCAAGCAGGAAGCAGAGCUGAGUGCAGAGAUGAUCUCCAGUGGCUCCUGGCGGGACCGGCCCUUCAAGCCCUACAACUUCUCUGCUCGUGGUGUACUUCUGGACUGCGGCCACCUACACCCCUUACUCAAGGUCCGCUCCCAGUUCCGGCAGAUCUUCCUGGAGAUGGGGUUCACUGAGAUGCCUACUGACAACUUCAUCGAGAGCUCCUUCUGGAACUUUGACGCGCUCUUCCAGCCCCAGCAGCAUCCAGCACGUGACCAGCAUGACACCUUCUUUCUAAGGGAUCCAGCUGAAGCCCUUCAGCUCCCAAUGGACUAUGUCCAGCGGGUGAAACGGACCCAUUCCCAGGGCGGCUACGGCUCACAGGGCUACAAGUACACCUGGAAGCUGGAUGAAGCCCGGAAAAACCUGCUUCGCACACAUACCACAGCAGCCAGCGCCCGUGCCCUCUACCGCCUAGCCCAGAAGAAGCCCUUCACACCAGCCAAGUACUUCUCCAUUGACCGUGUGUUCCGGAACGAGACACUAGAUGCCACGCACCUGGCUGAGUUCCACCAGAUAGAGGGUGUGGUAGCUGACCAUGGGCUCACACUGGGCCAUCUCAUGGGUGUCCUGAGGGAGUUCUUCACCAAGCUGGGAAUCACACAGCUGCGAUUCAAGCCAGCCUACAACCCCUAUACAGAGCCCAGCAUGGAAGUGUUCAGCUAUCACCAAGGUCUGAAGAAGUGGGUGGAAGUAGGUAACUCUGGGGUCUUCCGUCCUGAGAUGCUCCUGCCCAUGGGGCUCCCCGAGAAUGUGUCUGUCAUUGCCUGGGGUCUCUCCCUGGAGCGCCCAACAAUGAUCAAAUACAGUAUCAACAACAUCCGGGAGCUGGUGGGCCACAAGGUGAACCUGCAGAUGGUAUAUGACAGUCCUGUGUGCCGCCUGGACACUGAACCCAGAUCUCUGCAAACACAGCAGGCUGCGUGACAGAGGAUGCCUGGGAGAGCCUACCCUAUCCAACCCUGUGUAUCCACCAGCAGUGACCCCAUUGUAUUUAUGAGGCCUCUGUGAGGCCAGCCCACUCCUGCCCCACCCAUCCCUGGGGCAGGGUGCUGGGGACAGAGGGCAGAUUCCCUCUGCUGGCCUUUUGUGGUCCAUGUGCCGGGGGGGGGGGGCUGGGGGCCCUACAGGUCAGCUUCUGUUUAAUAAAGUGGGCAUUUGCCCCUUCCUGGUA